CAAAGUGUUUGAUCCGGUCCAAUGAGAAAAUCACUUGCCCAAGCCCCCAAGCUCGGGAAUAACCUAGCUGAUCCUUUACCAAUUCAUCCGAUCUACCAUCUCUGUCUAGAUCUCGGACUGUCGUAAGCCAAAUUGCUCCUCUUCCCCUUAGGUCGGACGCAAUCAACACCGCGCCGUCCGUCUAGUAUCCCGAGUGAUUACUGAUGGCACGUGGGAAAAGAAAAGCCAGUGUAUCAACAUCCAGACUUGUAUCAGAAGAUGAUGGUGGCCCUCCUCCUGUAGCUGAUUGUGUGGAAACAAGAGAAUCCACUCCAAUUACUAUGGAUGUAGAAGAAUCUGAAGUGGUUUUAACUGAUGAAGCUAAUGAGGAGCAGGAUGCGGUGGUGGGAACAAUAAGUCAGGCAAGCAUAACUAUCUCCUCUAUCAAAGCUGAAGAAAAUUCAGCUGAAAUGGAAGCAGUUUCAACUAUUGGAGAUCAAAUUGAGACGUUCCUAGAGGAAACUGUUAGUGAGCCUAAUAUCACUACAGAACAUAUAACAGAAGCAUUAAAUGGAGAAAACAUAUCUGAACUUGCAGUAAAUGAUGUAGAACAUGUUCUGAAGGAAGUAGUUAAUGGUGAGGAGGAUGUAGCUAAAAUGGUAGCAAGUGUUGGAGAAGAUAUCACAAAUGGAGAAAGAAAUGAAACAAGUGUGGUAGGGAACAAUGAAGGAGUACAAGGUAGCAACAAAACUACUCAGGAUGACCUAUUAAAGGAAGGAUGCCUUUCAGGACAAGGUGAACUGGCUAAUGAAGAAACCAUUAAGGAGACAGUUGAAAAAACGUCUGCUCAGAAGAUGAAGUCAAAAAAAAGAAAGCGAGGGAAGAAGGGGGCUAAAGGCCCCUUCAAUAAACUUGCAUUUAAAGUUAAAAAGGAUAAAGUUCACUCUAAUGAUGAUGAUGCUGCAGAAAAUGGAGAUAAAAUGGAGCAAGAGAAGGCUGAUGAAAAUACUGAAGAAAAUAAGGUAGAAGAAAAUAAGGUAGAAGAAAAUGGGAAGCAGAGUCUUAUCAAGAAGUCUCAGAAAACAAAAAGGAGGAAAAGGGGGAAGGUAGUUGGAAAAGUGUUGGAAAAUGUUGUUGCCUCUGAACUCGAAGGGCAGAAAGUUUCUAAUGGUGAAGGUGACUCAAAGAAAGGAGUCUCUGAAGGUAAAUCUUUGUUGGGUUCCAAAGAUUUGCCAGAGUCAUCGAGCAAGAAGAAGUCAAAAGGGAAGGUUGAGGGAAUGGGGUUGAUCUUUAUGUGCAACUCAGAAACAAAGAAGGAUUGCUAUCAAUACAAAAUUCUGGGUUUGCCUUCCAACAAAAGAGAAGUUGUGGAAAACGUUUACAAAGGGAUGAGGCUAUUUUUAUACGACGUUGAUUUGAAACUGUUAUAUGGGAUUUAUAAAGCUGCAGCUCCUGGUGGGUUUAAUAUUGAACCCAAGGCUUUCAAGUCUCAGUUCCCAUCUCAGGUUAGAUUUACUGUUCUGGAGGAUUGCAAUCCAUUGGCUGAGGAGAAGUUUAAGAGUGUAAUAAAGAAGAACUAUUACACGAAGACAAAGUUUCGUUGUGAAUUGACCACUGAACAGGUCAAGGACUUGUGCAAUCUUUUUACGGCUAACCGUCAAAGUUCCAAUUCUAAGAAGCCAAGACGCCUCAGGAAAGAGAGCAUUAGAUCCAUUGAUAGGGACAGAACUAGGAAACCAGUGGUUGACAGGCUCACACGUCCCAAAGUGGAAAGUCGAAGUGGUGGCAUAGUGCGGGACCGGGUCAUUAAAAAAAUCCGGGUUGACCGAAACAGGAGACGGUCACCAGUGAAUGAGAAUGCAUACCGUGAUCAUCAUCCACGUCACUACGAUAUGGAUCAGACUCAUCCCUUUUCUCGUGCUCCGGUGGUUCGUGGAUCCCACUUACCUUUACACCCACUUUCCUCUGGUCAACCGUAUGUCUAUGAUAGGGUUUUAGAAACUGAUCCUUACAGAAGAGGCCCAUUAGUGAUGCGUGGUAGUGAUUCUUAUAGACACGAUGACAGGUUGAUGGACCGUCGUCGUUAUGAUCUAGAGCCCAAACUGGAGCAUCAUAGCAAUUCUUCUUAUAGGCUUGAUGACAACAUAGCCUACCACCGUGAGCUAGCUGCUGAUUAUGCUCCGCGUGUUUCAUACCAUGCACCAUCAGUUUACAGAGAAGCUCCCCCAAGAGAUAUGCCAGUUGAGUACUAUCCUUCACGCCGAUCAGUGGAGACCCGUCCAGAUUACCACCGUGUUACUACUAGUUCAAGAGCAUUACCUGACUACCAUCAGGGCGGGUUGCGGCCUGAGUACCGGUCUUCCACCAGCAUGCGCAGAUACCCGUAUUAGUUUCUUUUGUUGUAAGUUAUUUGCUUUGUGUGUGUUUCUGAAUUCUUGUGAUGUACUUGAACUUUAACAGAAUGGUUUCUUUUCUGGGUAUUGAACUCAGACUGUACUCAUUAGACUCCUGCUUUAUAGCUUCAAUAAAUGAAACAUCUUUGACCAAGGGUAUUAACCCCAUAA
Molecule: messenger RNA, 2543 nt
Organism: Cuscuta europaea
Lineage: Eukaryota; Viridiplantae; Streptophyta; Magnoliopsida; Solanales; Convolvulaceae
Source: the annotation of a GenBank genome assembly